CCGAAGAUCCGAUCAGCUCGUUGCGUGUUCCUUUCGUCAUAAUACAGUGAAUUCGGUAGCAAAUUAGUGAGCUGGUGAGCUGCGGUUCUUUUGAAAAGAGCUGUGAGCUGUCAGCUCACUUCAAUGAUUCGAUUCACUGGAACAGCUCAGGAGCGAAUUGCCCAUCUCUACAGUGUUGGCAAUUGCUUACGGACAGUAGACAAAGAAGCUCAGUAUUUCGUACUUGUCAAACAAAUUGGCUUAAUGCUGUGUUUAUAGGUUGGUUCAACACAUCACGGGAUGGAAGGUUAGAAUCGUCUUUGCUUGAUUACAGCCGUUCUGAGUAACUACAACCAUACCAAACAAACAAGCUCAAGGAACGAGCACAGAGGUUCGACAAGGAGCAAAGAUGUCACUUCGAGCUAUACAGAAGCGGGACAGGAACAAAUUAUCAUCUGCGCAACAGAAACAAAAUCACUUUAUCAACAAAAGUCGUAGCUUCGUCGGGGGUUCAACAGGCACAGUUGGCAGUAGUAGCGGUAGUGUUAGUGCUAGCGCUACUGGCAGCGGCCACGGUAAUCACCAUCAUCAGCACCAGCAUCAUAGUAGUAACCAUGAAAAGUGGAGAAAUUCAAGUACCGCCAGCAUACCAUCUUCAGCGGCAAUCGUAGGGCUGCUGAAUCACACGAAACGCUCUAUUUCCUGUCCGAGUCUGCCGAAACGCAACACGCAUCACCCGUCGAUGGUGCUACGGUUCACUAAAUCCGAGAGCGAUCUAGAAAACGUCGUGUCCCCCGGUGGGACCACAACAAAUGUCGCAUCCAGCGAUCCGGUCCAUAGUUUUAGUUCCAACAAUCUGUACCUGGGUGCCAAAUCCGAAGUGUGCCUUAAAACGUUGGCUGUGAAGAGUACCAACCAACCACCAGCACCGUUUCGUAACAGUGCCGCCAUCGUCGGGAACCGCCCCAGGAUGUACGAAAGCAGUCGACGGCAGUCCGACAGUAGCGGCACUGAUUUGGGCCGAACGGAUAAAUAUGCUGGAAUAAAUCACAACGUUGCCCUGCGGAUCCCGAUCAUCGGUUAUGAGGUCAUGGAGGAGAGAGCUCGGUUCACGAUCUUCAAGCUGCGCAUCGAAAACAGUAUCUCGCACACGUGUUGGCUAGUGCUUCGACGGUACACCGACUUCGUCCGGCUGCACAUCACCCUGCGAACGCUCUUCCCGCACUGCAAUCUUGUACUGCCAAAGAAGAAAUGGUUCGGCAACAACUUCAACAGCGGCUUCAUCGACAACCGGAUACAGGGCCUGCAGAAGUUCAUCAACACCAUCCUGGACGAUGACGCGAUGCGGACCUGUCCGACGGUGCGGGAAUUCUUCUGUCUCGAUGAACCGCCCACCUACUCGGAAAGCAUGGAGGAAUCUCGAAUAAUUUUUGAAGCUCAAGAAGAAACCAUCGCGCAUCUCAAGCAGCAGCUUCAGACCAAAGACGAGCUAAUUGCAGCCCUGCAUGCCAAGGUAGCUAGCGAAACUAAUAGGAAUAAGGUGUUGACCAAUGUAAUACGGAAUAGUUUCGAAAACUGUCCCAAGUGUGCUAAGCAGCUGGAUAACCAUUUGAAAGAGUUUUCUUACAAAUAGGAUUGUGUGGACAGCAUGCUGCAACAACGAAGAGCCAAACUCCGCUUUGAAAAUUAUGAUAUUCGUAGGAUAAGACUAUGUACUAGCAAUAAAUGAUGGAUGCCUUAGAACUGUAA
Malaya genurostris is the source of this 1728-nucleotide messenger RNA. RefSeq lists its product as uncharacterized. Gene Ontology annotation, cellular component: early endosome; late endosome; extrinsic component of endosome membrane. The record is from RefSeq and is a predicted model, not a curated record. Bases 389 to 1612 code for a protein of 407 amino acids. NCBI's taxonomy places the organism in Eukaryota, Metazoa, Arthropoda, Insecta, Diptera, Culicidae. Gene Ontology annotation, molecular function: phosphatidylinositol binding. The transcript is spliced from 5 exons. Gene Ontology annotation, biological process: early endosome to late endosome transport; endosome to lysosome transport; protein targeting to lysosome.